GGGGGGCCAUGCCGGGGGGGGCCAGCAGCCAGAGCAGAUUGGCUGCCGGUGAUGCCUGCGGGCUCCUUUGAAAGGGCAGCGUGGGAGGUGCCGGAGGAGCAGGCAGCGGCUGUGCGUCCCACUCAGCAGGCACGGCGAUGCUGCGGGCGAGCAGCCCCACGGGCACGGUGACACUGGCACUGCUGGCUCUGGCCUUGGCACCAGGCAAAGGGCAGCACUAUGACUACUAUGGCUGGCAGCCUGAGAGCGUGCCCCGCGGGCGCUUCUACGGGCGGGAACCGCAGUGUGUCGACAUCCCAGCCGACAUGCAGCUGUGCCACGACGUGGGCUACAAGCGCAUGCGGCUGCCCAACCUGCUGGAGCACGAGUCCAUGGCUGAGGCCAAGCAGCAGGCCAGCAGCUGGGUGCCGCUUCUCGCCAAGCAGUGCCACGCUGACACGCAGCUCUUCCUCUGCUCUCUUUUCGCCCCUGUCUGCCUCGACCACCCCAUCUACCCAUGCCGCUCACUCUGCGAGGUGGUGCGUGACGCCUGUGCGCCCGUCAUGGAGUCCUACGGCUUCCCCUGGCCCGAGAUGCUGCACUGUGGCAAGUUCCCCUCUGACCACGACCUCUGCAUCGCCAUGCAGUUUGGGAACAACCAGGCCACACCACCACCAGUGCCCAAGAUCUGCACCCAGUGCGAGAUGGAGCACAAGGCGGAUGGCAUGAUGCAGCAGAUGUGCUCCAGUGACUUCGUGGUGAAGAUGCGCAUCAAGGAGGUGAUGGAGGAGAACGGGGAGAGACGCCUGGUGGCUGCCCAGAAGAAGAAGGUGCUGAAGCUGGGUCCCCUCAAGCGCAAGGACACCAAGAAGAUGGUGCUGCAUAUGAGGAACACGGGCUCCUGCCCCUGUCCCCAGCUCGACAACCUAAGUGGCAGCUUCCUGGUGCUGGGGCGCAAGGUGGGCAGCCGCCUGCUGCUCCUUGCCAUCUACCCCUGGCAGAAGCACAACAAGGAGAUGAAGUUCGCCGUCAAGUUCAUGUUUUCCUACCCCUGUCCCCUGUACCAUCCCCUGCUCUAUGGGGCCGGGCAGCACUAGGGCUCUAUCCCCGCACUCCUGCACUCGCCCUGCUCUGCAUCCCCAGUUCUGCACCCAGGCUGUGUUCAAGGAAGCCCUGAUCUGCACCCAGGAGCUCUGCCGCCUCCUGAGCCCCUUACCUGCACAUAGGACCCCUGCUUGUCCCUCAGCUGCACCCCACACCUCAACCCCAUACCCCCACCCAGCCCCCCAUACCCUCAGUAUCCCCAGAUCCCCAUUCCAUCCUCUUCAAGUACAACACCCCCCACCCCCCUGCAGAGCUCACACCCCAGCCCUGGAUCUCCUGCUUGCUGCAGGGAUCCCCCAGCCAAGGCAGCUCCCUCCUGCUCUCUGUGCCCACAUACUGCCCACCCCAGCUCCCAGAAGCCCUGAGCUGCAUGGCCCCAGCUCUCCAGCACCCCACGCCCCAGACUAACCACACUACAGUAAAUUAUUGUCUGAGAUAAUUCUAUAUCCAGCUCCCUGUGGUUCUUGUGCUCCAAAACCUUGGGGCAUCCUGGGGGACCCAUGGAAGGAGGGCAAAGGGCAGCUCAAGGGUCCCAACUCAAACCCUCCUUCCAGCACCUGGCAAGUAGCCACAGAGGGACAGGGAAAAAGAAAUAAAGCAGAGGGGUGCAUGGAGUGAGGGUGGCACCAAGUGCAGCAGGGUGCAGAGCUGGACAUUGCACCUCCCAGCCCUGGGCCCCAGGAUUUCCUACCCUGCAGCAUGGGAGUGGGGCAGCCCCAAACUGGCUUCUUAGGGGCCAGCAGGGUCCCCCCCCCCAGCCCUGUUUACCCAGUGUUUUUUAGAGUCUUCUGUGUUACAGGGCAUCCUGGCAAAAUGUCCAGACACUGGGAUAUUUACUCACCACACGGUGGCCUCACACCGCAGCUUCUCAGGGGGAGGCAAAGGGAAUUGAGGCUGUGGGAUACCCCAUGCCUGGCUUCUCCCCUUGUACUGCCCCACCAGCAAGGCACCUGCCCCAUGCUGGAAUGAGUCUUGCUCCUGUUGUACCCCAGGGCACAGUCACAGCAGGCAUCGAUGCUGACAACGGGAUGUGCUCCGGCUCCACAGCCAGCACAGGAAGGGGGCAGCCAGCCCCUGUGACAGCCUGGGGCAGGUGGUUCCUGCCCUCUCCCUUAUCCACAGCCAACAUGGAAAAAAACCGGGGAAGAAAAAUUCAAAUAGUGGUAGAAAGCAUUUUCCAAUGAGGCUGCUAAGCAGACUGCCAUCGGAAUAAACAUCAUCAAUUAUAUCAUUUACUGCACAACUUGAAGUCCACAAAUAAAACCCCAUCUCCCACAGCCCAUGUUUAUCUGUAGCCCUCUGUAUUCUGCGUCAUUAGCAUCUUUCUGAGGAGAACUUAGACAUACAUGGACAUCGCAUCCAUCUCACCAAGUGUUUUCUCAAGAAAGACGAGUAACUUCUCCCUCUCCCCCACCAUGAGCUGAACUAACCCCUUGCCCCUCCGCACACUGCCUCCCCCGCUACUCUGCCUUUGGAGCACACCCAGCACAAAGUGGGCAUGCCCAUCACCGCAGAGUUCAGCUUUUCCCAAAAUUGCCCAAGUGCAGAGCUCAAUCAAGAGAGGGGUCUAGGGACCCAUGGCUUGUGGGGAGCACUGAGACCUGUGCCCCCAUCCAGACACCCGCUUAGGGCAGCGGGUGUCCCAGCCUGAGGGCUCCAGCCUGCUCCGGGAGCUGCAGCUGGCUGGCAGGGGGCCCGGCCACAGCCGCUCCCAGCUGCAUGGCAGCCAGGGUCGCAUUCCUGGGAUAGCUGGGAGAUUUGCUGUUCGGCAGGGAAAGGUCACCCUUGUACGCGUGGGCAGCUGCCGGGACCACCACCUUGGCAGGGCAGGGAGUGAGCCCAGCUGCACCUCAACCCAGGCCAGCAGGAUCAGGCCCCAGCCCAGAGCAGCUC
Messenger RNA from Numida meleagris (helmeted guineafowl), 2976 nucleotides. RefSeq names its product secreted frizzled related protein 5 (gene SFRP5). Gene Ontology annotation, molecular function: Wnt-protein binding. Lineage: Eukaryota; Metazoa; Chordata; Aves; Galliformes; Numididae. Gene Ontology annotation, biological process: non-canonical Wnt signaling pathway; negative regulation of canonical Wnt signaling pathway; canonical Wnt signaling pathway. Bases 138 to 1076 code for a protein of 312 amino acids. The record is from RefSeq and is a predicted model, not a curated record. The transcript has 3 exons.